UAGGUUUUCGAUGCGCAAUGGCGCGCGCUUCGGCUCGGCUUAAUCAGGUUGGUUAAAAAUGUAAUCCGAAAGUGAGCUAUUGGACUACCCAAAAUGUGCUACUGAACAAAAGGAAAGUGAAAUUGUGAAGACGGUGAGGGUGAAAACGAUUAUUAGAGUACAAUUACUGAGGCGGUUGACAUUGAUGUGAUAAACUGUAUGAAUAACCAAUGAGACUGUGCUUUACGGUGACAAUGCGUAGCAAUCGAACAACUCCAGUCAUUUGUAUCAUCCUAGCUAUCCUUAACAAAGUUAGUGGACGAGAGUUCAGGAUAGGGCCAUGCAAUGUGCAGUAUCUCGAACCGUGUACCACGGACACCAUAAAAUUCUACUUGUUCACCAGUGAUAGCCCAGAGGCUGCGCCAAUUCUAUUAGAUAAUAUUGACCCGAAAGUUCCUGACCAUAUAAAUCUCAGCAACAGAAACAAACUGAUCGUGCAUGGUUACGCCGGAGGCGUAGAUUAUAAUGUUACUAAAAUAAUUCGAAACGCCUAUCUGAAGCAGCCCAAUACAAACAUUUUCGUCGUUGAUUGGAGUAAGUUGUCCAACGCACCCUGCUAUCCAACGGCGGCCUUCAAUACCAAGCAAGCUGGCGAGUGUACAGCAACGUUCCUUAUCGGCCUCAAGGCCAAUCAUCCGAAGUUCAGCUGCCGGGACCUGCAUGCUAUUGGGUUCAGUCUUGGUGCCCAUGUGCUCAGUUUUACCAGCAAUGCAUUGGAGCAGGCGAUUGGAAUUAAAUUCAAACGCAUCACAGGUCUUGAUCCAGCGUUGCCGUUCUUCGCCACAGCGCCCACGCAGUGGAAGCUAGACUUAAGUGAUGCUGAUUUUGUGGAUGUCAUACACACAAAUGCGGGCGUUUAUGGAAAAAUCGAAACCUGCGGUCACGUGGAUUUCUACGUUAACGGUGGGCACAAGCAGCCCAUGUGCAAAGGGGAUGAUAAUGAACCCCUUUGCAGUCACACGAUGGCACCUAUCUACUUUGCCGAAUCGAUCUCCAGUAAGACUGGCUUCUGGGCUACGAGAUGUACCAAUUACUUCACUUACUUUUUCGGCCUGUGCCGGUACAAAGUUGAACAUCUACAGGUCCAACACCAACCGCCAACUAGUCAGGAAGGGAGCAUCAGCGAAAACAGUUUGGACGAUAACUAUCGAAUAUUGAUGGGCGAGAGCUGCUCGACUACCGCGGAAGGAGUGUACUUUAUUUCAACCGGCAUGAAGUCACCGUUUGCUAUGGGAUACUGAGAAAACAAGGCUGAACCGAGGUUCAACGUCUCUAAUUGCUUCCUCAUCUGAUCGAUUCUUGGCGUUCCACCAUACACAAAAUAUAAUAACUGCGUUCCACCAUACACAAAGAUAAUAACUGCAAAAUUGGUGAGCAGUUCAAAAACGGUAGUUGAGACAACUAAUCGAUUCAAGUGACUGCGGAAACCAGAAAUGCGGAAAAAAUGCACAGCAGCAGCAUCGAUGAUGAGCUUGACCACAGCAAACCCACUGCCGCAUGAGAACCGUAAUGAAUUUAAAUGUCAAGCACCAAGUGUUGAAACAUAGACAGUAAGGAAAAAAUAUAAACAAUUGAUGUACAGAUCAAAAUUCUAUCUUAGGUCACAAGUCAUAUACGUAACAUACUUCAAUCGAUGAGACACUGAAAUAUGUGGUAAUUAAUCUGAACAAACACUUUAUGUUCAUUUAUUUAAGGAAAAAUCUUAAUUAGAGCAGCACGCAUUUGAAUAAAUUAAAAGCAUCAAUCAUGUUAUAUAUAUCUUAGAGAGAGCUGUUUAAUACGGAUUUUUGAAUCGAGUAACUCGAAUACCU
Molecule: messenger RNA, 1850 nt
Organism: Wyeomyia smithii (pitcher-plant mosquito)
Lineage: Eukaryota; Metazoa; Arthropoda; Insecta; Diptera; Culicidae
Product: pancreatic lipase-related protein 2-like
Exons: 5
Coding region: 210-1280 (356 amino acids)
Biological process (GO): lipid metabolic process
Molecular function (GO): lipase activity
Source: RefSeq, a predicted model, not a curated record